AUGUCUGAUUACGGCGACGACGGUUUCAACGACAACACCAACGAACAGUACGAGGACUUUGACCAGCCGGAACACUAUUCCGACUUGGAAAACUUUGACGAGCCAGUAGUGGAGGGUGCUGAAGACGACAUUACCGUCGAUGGCCGUCAGAUCAUCACCGGUGGAUUCGGGCACGAGGACAUCCCAACUGGUGCUUCCACCAAGAAGUCUGUCAAGCAGCUUGCAAUCCCGAGAGAGGAUAGAACCACCACCCCAUAUAUGACCAAGUACGAAAGAGCCAGAAUCUUGGGGACCAGAGCCUUGCAGAUCAGUAUGAACGCGCCAGUAUUGGUCGAUCUCGAGGGCGAGACCGAUCCGUUGGCCAUCGCCAUGAAGGAGUUGGCUCAGAGAAAGAUCCCGCUUGUUAUCAGAAGAUACUUGCCAGACAGCUCCUACGAGGACUGGGGCUGCGACGAGUUGAUUGUGGACAACUAAACCGCAUAGAAGAGCACGCUCUUUGCCACUGUACAUUAUCGCUUUUGGGUGCUAGAUAAAUAAUGAAAUAAAAUGUAUUUGUUCUGAGAGUUAUCCGGUGUUGGAGAACAUCAGUGGGUUUUGUAAAGCUUUUUAUCUCCG
This is a messenger RNA of Babjeviella inositovora NRRL Y-12698, 615 nucleotides long. RefSeq names its product DNA-directed RNA polymerase core subunit (gene RPO26). The record is from RefSeq and is a predicted model, not a curated record. Gene Ontology annotation, molecular function: DNA binding; DNA-directed RNA polymerase activity. Gene Ontology annotation, cellular component: nucleus; RNA polymerase III complex; RNA polymerase I complex. The coding region runs from base 1 to 474 and encodes 157 amino acids. Gene Ontology annotation, biological process: DNA-templated transcription. The transcript has a single exon. NCBI's taxonomy places the organism in Eukaryota, Fungi, Ascomycota, Pichiomycetes, Serinales.